This is a messenger RNA of Boleophthalmus pectinirostris (great blue-spotted mudskipper), 900 nucleotides long. RefSeq names its product paired like homeobox 2A (gene phox2a). Gene Ontology annotation, biological process: regulation of transcription by RNA polymerase II. Lineage: Eukaryota; Metazoa; Chordata; Actinopteri; Gobiiformes; Gobiidae. Bases 1 to 900 code for a protein of 299 amino acids. The record is from RefSeq and is a predicted model, not a curated record. Gene Ontology annotation, molecular function: RNA polymerase II transcription regulatory region sequence-specific DNA binding; DNA-binding transcription factor activity, RNA polymerase II-specific. The transcript has 3 exons.
AUGUAUAAAAUGGAUUACUCAUAUCUGAACUCCUAUGACUCCUGCAUGGCAGCCAUGGAAGCCUCUGCCUACGCGGACUUCAGCUCAUGCAGCCAAGCCAGUUCGUUCCAGUACAACCCGAUCAGGAGCGGGCCCUUCUCUAACCCGGGCUGCACUCCUCUCAGCACGGCCAGCUGCACCCUGGGAGCGCUGCGGGAGCACCAGCCCACACCUUACUCUUCAGUACCGUACAAAUUUUUUUCGGAUCCGUCAGGCCUGAAUGAGAAGAGGAAACAGCGGCGGAUCAGGACCACCUUCACUAGUUCCCAGCUCAAAGAACUUGAGCGCGUUUUCGCAGAGACGCACUACCCGGAUAUUUACACCCGUGAGGAGCUGGCACUGAAGAUUGACCUAACCGAAGCGCGCGUACAGGUGUGGUUUCAGAACAGGCGUGCAAAGUUCCGCAAACAGGAGCGAGCAGCCAAUGCCAAAGCCAACAGCACCGGGGGUUCCACAGGCAGCACUGGCAGCAGCUCCACGGGCAAGAAGAACGGAGAGCCCAGAUCCUCCUCAGAUGACGAGGAGUCUAAAGAGUCCACCUGUAGCCCCACGCCUGACAGCACUGCAUCCCUGCCUGGGUCAGGCAAUGGGAACUUGGGCAGCCCCGCCAGCCUCAGCCCCAGCCCUGCACCCGCUGGAACAGUCUACAACACCUCCAGCUCCCCAGUGCUGCAGGGGCUCAAGGCGCCCAGCUGGUCUAACCUGGGGCCCGCCAACCCAGCCGUGGCUCAGCCUGCAGCCCAGACUCAAGAGAUCCUCAAAGCCUGGCAGCCGGACAGUAUGACCGGGCCCUUUGCUGGAGUUCUGUCCUCUUUCCACAGAAAACCCAACCCGGCGGCCAUCAAGACAAACCUGUUUUGA